UCUCUCUUCCGGCGCCUUACUACCCCGGUUGUUGGAUGCACGCGCUGUCGCGCCGGUCCUCGACUUCAGCAGGUCUAGUUACAUCUGAACAGGAGAACAAACAGGGACGGCCCAUACCGCACCUGCAGGCAUGUGGCCAUUCCGUGUGGAGAUUCCCUCUUCAGCCACCAAAUGCCCGACUUGCGCGACGAUUAUCGUAGCUUGCGACGACCAGUGUCCCGUCUAUGUCAAUGGCCAACAGAUCGGUACGGGGAGAGCUCCCCAGCAGGGAGCCGUCGUCUACACUGCCGGCCUGAACCCGGACAGCAAGAACGUCUUCGCCAUCGGCGUGAGCAACACCGCCGAAGGCUCCGCCGGACUCAUCGCCACGAUCCUCGUCGACUACACAGACGGCACAACCGAGACUAUCGUCAGCGACUCUACGUGGAAGACGCUUAAAGGUGUGGCCCCUGGUGGAUGGACGAGCCCGAGCUUUGAUGAUUCCGCAUGGACUGCUGCGGAUGUGGAGGGACCUUCGACGGCUUCGCCCUGGGGUACUCCGGCGCUCCCGCCUGCUAUCAAUAUGACGACUGCAGGGUGGUUGCAGACGGCUGAGAGUGUUUCCAGUGGGAGCGCUCCUCGUGGUCAUAGGCCCUUCCGCAAGACGUUCACUUCGCCUUAUGGGAAAGCCGCUGUCUGCGGUAAGGUCGUUCUCUCCGUGGAGGACUCAUACACACUCUAUGUCAAUGGUAAAACCAUUGGAACGGGAUCAGGCUGGAAAGUCAUGCAGGCGUAUUCCAUCCCACAGUUGGAUCCGGACGUGAACGUCGUUGCUAUCAAUGGUGCGAAUGUCCGAGCGAAUAGUAGAGUCUAUCUCGCUGCGGGGGUGUUGAUUGCGUAUAAUGAUGGGUCGUCGGAGACGUAUUAUACGGAUGGGACUUGGAAGACUCUGAAUGCGCUUCCUCCUGCUGGGUUUGAGCAGCCCGAUGCGGAUGAUAGCGAGUGGGUUGGUGCGACGUUAUGGGCGGGCGGCCCUGUUGGUAAUGGAGCUACUGUUCCCAAUGCUUAGGCUGAUGCCUUCCUAUCCUCAUAAUCGUUUCCUUGCACUUGAUUUUUUGCCUCGUCUGUUUCCCUUCCCUUUUGGCGCUACCGUUUGUUUUUUUGGCUAUGUAAAUAGCUUCCUCGUUCUCAGAUGUGUGUUUUCAUUGUUUAUGAGUUGCGCUUCACCUGGUAUCUUAAAGACGUAUUGCCGCGGUUAAUUCUCAGUGGUGCCAGCGG
Messenger RNA from Desarmillaria tabescens, 1257 nucleotides. RefSeq names its product lectin. NCBI's taxonomy places the organism in Eukaryota, Fungi, Basidiomycota, Agaricomycetes, Agaricales, Physalacriaceae. The record is from RefSeq and is a predicted model, not a curated record. The transcript has 3 exons. The coding region runs from base 131 to 1048 and encodes 305 amino acids.